AGCUUACAAUCCUUCUUCGGUGCUUAGCACUUCCUCAGAACUGGGGAAGGAUGACCGGAACUGAAUCAUUAACUCUGGUUUCUCUUCACAGAUGCUGCCAGACCUGCUGAGCUUUUCCACCAACUUCUGUCUCUGUUCCCGAUUUAGGGCAUCCGCAGUUCGUUCGGUUUUCAAAAAGUAACUACACGGCUAUCUGAAAAGAGAGAAUGUUCAGGGCUACAAGGCCAGAGAAGGUUUCAGUGAUUUGUUCAUGUGGAGAUCUGCUAAUGCUGAAUGGCCUCCUCUGUGCUGCAACAAUUCUGUGAAAAAAAACUAACUGUAAUACCGCCUAUUAACCCCUUACAAAAUCUAAUUCAUCCGAGCUGCUUUCUAAGCAUGUGCUAGAAAGGGUAAGGCCAAAUGAUGGUGUGUCUUGGGAACGAUGAUUCCUUUCCAUCAAUAUUGUUUCAUGCCCUGAGAAUUUAUCAUAGUGUAUGACCGUUAGCCAGUUUAAAAAAGAAUUGGUUUUACCUUGUGGCAAUUUAAAUGGAAUACAUAACGGAAAAUACAGGGUUGCCUGGGGGUCUCAAGACUGGCUAUCGCCACAUGCUGUCUCCUCACUUUGCCAUCUCCAUUCAUCGCGCCGUCGGCCCUUUAAAUUCAAAAUUUGUAAAGCUGCUAUUGAGGUCUCCCUCCGAUUUAUUACCUUUUUCAACGCCUAAAGAUAUGCUAACUCUGUUGCUUCUGCUGCGCCGAAACAGCCCAAUUCAAUGACAUUUUUAGCCGCUAGAUGGUGUUGAGUUGGUUGUUUUGUAGGAGCCAAAAUGUUGGACUUUGGUUGUGAAACAUCAGCUUUGCAUGUCGGCUGAAGAAAAAUGUCCUUUCACUAACUUAUUUGUGCGUUUUAAAUUGUAACCACUCGUACAUUUAUUUAAAAAGAAACAUAAACAUACACAAAGCUGUUUUUAAAUGCACUAAAAAUAUUCAUACCCUACAUGUUCAACUCUAUUUCGUCCAGGCUCGUCAAUAACGUGAUUAAUUGAUCCAUUUCAAGCUAACGCAUUUAACCCGCGGCAUUAAAUCUAUCUAAAUAGAAAUGAUACAUGCCAGUGAAAUCUGUACCACUCUUGACCGUAUCCGUCAUUAUUCCUCUAAUGCAAAGGUAACGCUCAGGCUUACAUUGCAGUUUCUGCCGCCAGUUUUAAAAUUGUACAAAAUUUCACCAUUACUUCGAAAGAUUUUGCCUUUAUAAGUUUCAAUUAAAAAAUCCCUCUGCUCAAUCAUCAUGACAAAGCAAUAUCGGAGGUGCUGACGUUAUUUAAAAUCGGUGAGUAUUCCGGUAAUGACUUUGCAGAUUCUUCAGGAAACGGUUGGUCCUGAUUGGAAAUCAACUCGAGAAUUUGGGUCGGGGUAGUUUCAUUGCAAUCCAAAUUCUUAUUUAAACGGGAACUCUUUUGGAUUAGAGGAAAGACUGCAUUUGUAUAAAGACAGAAAUAUAAACGUGUAAGUUAAAUAUCAUAUUUUUUAUCUCUCUCUCUUUUCCCGCCAACCCUGAGCUCUUCUCUUUCUGCUUUCAUCUGUCUGUUUCCGCGCAAACACCGUCCCGGCGGGAGGGAGCGAAAUCGAAAUUCCCGCGAAGGGUGACGCGGCCGCCGAUUGGCCGAUGGUGACGUAACGUCACAAAGAGGGGCGGAUCUCGCCGCUGCCGAUUGGACGUCCGGAUUCCGCGCCAAAUUCCGAACAGGAUUUGAGGAGAAAGCCGGCGCGCGCUUCAGAUAGUAGCUGAUUGUCUCCAAGGUGAUCGGUGUAGGUAUCCAGUAAGCAAGUGGGCUCAGUGAGGUUGCAAUUGUUGCUUAAAAGUCGUAUUCUUGUUAUUCUUUUGUUUUAUUUCUGUUGUUGAGGAUUCCUUUUCUCCCUUCCACUUAAUCUAGUAGAGAACUCGUGAGUGUCUUUUUUUUCCCUUUGGGCUUGCCCCAAAAAAAAUAAUUUUUUAUCCUCUGAGCCACCCGAUUACCCAAGAGAAAGAUGUCAGUCCGCACUCCCCUCGCUACCAAGAAUGAGAAUGUCGUCUCUACACAAAUGAGCAAAGUCUGCUUGAAGGAGGACAAGGAAAAUACGCCGCCUUCUCUGAGUAGCACUCGGGUCUUAGCCAGUAAAACCGCCCGCAAGAUUCUGGUGGACGCCGAUGUAUCACUGAAAUCAGAAGAAACAGAUCACUCGAAUUUAAACGAUGAGCCUUUACUGAAAGAGAAUCCGCGCCGUUUUGUUAUCUUCCCCAUUCAAUACCACGACAUCUGGCGGAUGUAUAAAAAAGCAGAGGCAUCCUUUUGGACAGCAGAGGAAGUUGACCUUUCUAAAGAUCUCCAACACUGGGAAUCCCUGAAACCUGAAGAGAGACACUUCAUUUCUUAUGUACUGGCAUUCUUUGCAGCAAGUGACGGCAUUGUAAAUGAGAACUUGGUGGAACGUUUCAGUCAAGAAGUGCAAAUAACUGAAGCUCGUUGUUUCUAUGGAUUCCAAAUUGCUAUGGAAAAUAUUCACUCGGAAAUGUACAGUCUUCUUAUUGAUACUUACAUCAAGGAUCCUAAGGAGAGAGAGUAUCUGUUCAAUGCAAUUGAAACUUUACCUUGUGUGAAAAAGAAGGCUGACUGGGCACUGUGUUGGAUUGGUGACCGCCAAGCAACAUUUGGAGAACGAGUUGUAGCAUUUGCUGCUGUUGAAGGAAUAUUUUUCUCUGGCUCCUUUGCUGCCAUUUUUUGGUUGAAGAAACGAGGAUUAAUGCCUGGGCUAACAUUCUCCAAUGAGCUGAUCAGCCGAGAUGAGGGUCUACACUGUGAUUUUGCCUGUCUUAUGUUCAAGCACUUAGUGCAUAAACCUUCAGAAGAAAGGGUACGGGCAGUCAUUCGGGAUGCUGUCCAAAUUGAACAGGAAUUUCUGACAGAAUCUUUGCCAGUGAACCUGAUUGGGAUGAACUGCACCUUAAUGAAACGUUACAUUGAGUUUGUAGCUGACAGACUGAUGUUGGAACUGGGUUUUAGGAAGAUCUACAAAGCAGAGAAUCCAUUUGACUUCAUGGAGAAUAUCUCACUGGAAGGCAAAACCAACUUUUUUGAGAAGCGAGUUGGCGAGUACCAGAGAAUGGGUGUGAUGGCUAAUACAGCUGACAAUUCAUUCACACUGGAUGCUGACUUUUAAAAGGACCUAGAGAACUGCACAUGUUUCUCCGUACAGUUUUGCAGACAAAACUUGAGUAUGUAGUCCUGCAUACCACUGACUACAUUUGGCUAAUCGCCUAUAUGAUCUAUUUCAACUAGAAUUGCACUUGCUGUGAACAACAGGUUCCAAGAAAAAGGUGGAAGGUGUUUGCAUUACUUCUGAACAUUUUAGUGUGAAAUUGCACGGUUUACAACAGUCAACUACUACAUUGCAUUGGCAUUUUAGUGUAAUUUUUUUUGGUUGAGUCACUUGUUUCAGCAACCAUAUUGUUUCAUAAACAUUUGCAAUAGUUUUAAUGUACAUAUUUUAAUGACAAUGCACUUUCUAAAUAAAAUUCAAACUUUUUUAA
Molecule: messenger RNA, 3544 nt
Organism: Stegostoma tigrinum
Lineage: Eukaryota; Metazoa; Chordata; Chondrichthyes; Orectolobiformes; Stegostomatidae
Product: ribonucleoside-diphosphate reductase subunit M2
Exons: 10
Coding region: 2005-3174 (389 amino acids)
Biological process (GO): deoxyribonucleotide biosynthetic process
Cellular component (GO): cytosol
Molecular function (GO): ribonucleoside-diphosphate reductase activity, thioredoxin disulfide as acceptor
Source: RefSeq, a predicted model, not a curated record